UUUAGACGCGUCUAGCCUCUGCAAAAUCCGUCCUCCAGCAACGUAGGGAAGAUGUCGACCUUGUCUGUGACGGAUUUGUUCGGUGUCAAAGGGCGGGUGGCCCUCGUGACUGGAGGAUGUAGCGGGAUCGGAUUGAUGAUUGCAAAGGGCCUCGUAUCGAAUGGCGCAAAGGUCUAUGUGACUGCUUUGCCAACCGAUGAUAUCGAAGGGGCAGUGACUGAAUUGUUGGAAUUCGGCAAAGCGUCCGGUGGGACAGCUGUAGGACUUGAAGGAGACGUCUCUUCAAAAGAAGGCAUUGUCGCUAUUGCACGGGAGAUCGAAAAACAUGAGACUCACCUCGACAUUUUAUGCUCCAACGCUGGCAUCAGGAGAGAUCCUCCUCAGAUGUGCAAUGUGAAGACGGCAUCUUUAGACGAACUGCAAGCAUCUUUAUGGUCAUCGAAGCAUUCAGAUUGGGACGACACUUUCCGGGUUAAUGUGACGGCGCAUUAUUUCUUAGCCGUGGCUUUGCUGAAGUUGCUGGUUGCAGCGGGCGAUCUUGAGCUUGGAAAUGGUCGGAAAGGAAGAGAUGAAGGUCGAGGGGUCAUGAUCAUCACCAGCAGCUGUGCGAGCAUGCAUAACUGUACGAACAUUGACUUGACCAGUUAUGCCACUAGCAAGGCGGCCAUCGACCACCUCGUUCCUUUGCUGGCCAGCAAAUUUGCAAAAUGGUAUGUCAGAGUCAAUGCCAUCAACCCUGGCUUUGUUCCAAGCAAGAUGAACCCUGUCCAGGAGGGUGGCAAUCAAUUUGCGGAGCUCUUCAAAGCAAUGCCAGCCGGGCGCAUAGGAAACAUGGAAGAUAUCGCAGGAGCCAUCUUAUAUUUGAGCAGCCAAGCAGGAGCUUAUGUCGAUGGGCGGUGCCUGUGUGUUGACGGUGGUCGAGUAUUACUGGCCAAUGGGCAGUAACAUGGCAAAGAAAGAAGGGGAGAAUAGAAGUGAAGUGUGCUGUGCAAGCAUCCGCCCUUUGAUAUACUAGUACUAUGUGCUCUAAGCUGAGAAUCACCUAGAGAACAGAGCGGAGGCAUCUUGGCUGCAUCAUGGCUCGAUUAGGAAGGAGAGAAUACGAGGUACAUCCACGCUCGCCAAUUGCAGGCUUCAUCUUUUCUCUACAGUGCGAUCCUCGAGUUAUCAUGAAUGUGGUGACUCCCAAGGAACUUCAGAUUCAACCCUGGUCCGACAAGCAUGCUUGGAAUGAAUGUUGUGGCACGGAGUUAGAUUCUUACUAUGGUCUCAUGGGUACAAGUAAAUCGUGGAA
Messenger RNA from Exophiala xenobiotica, 1294 nucleotides. RefSeq lists its product as uncharacterized. The coding region runs from base 52 to 945 and encodes 297 amino acids. The transcript has 6 exons. Lineage: Eukaryota; Fungi; Ascomycota; Eurotiomycetes; Chaetothyriales; Herpotrichiellaceae. The record is from RefSeq and is a predicted model, not a curated record. Gene Ontology annotation, molecular function: oxidoreductase activity.